Alexandromys fortis (reed vole) is the source of this 9306-nucleotide messenger RNA. RefSeq names its product insulin receptor substrate 1 (gene Irs1). Gene Ontology annotation, biological process: insulin receptor signaling pathway. Gene Ontology annotation, cellular component: plasma membrane; cytosol. The coding region runs from base 1030 to 4731 and encodes 1233 amino acids. The transcript is spliced from 2 exons. The record is from RefSeq and is a predicted model, not a curated record. Gene Ontology annotation, molecular function: insulin receptor binding; phosphatidylinositol 3-kinase binding. Lineage: Eukaryota; Metazoa; Chordata; Mammalia; Rodentia; Cricetidae.
UCCGUCACGUGUUUUGCUCCUCGGGAGUGAGACCGCGGCGCGGUCAGAGGGGGCCGGCGCGCGGUGCCAGACGCCGCCGCCGCUUGUUUUGGUUGGGGCUCUCGGCAACUCUCCGAGGAAGAGGAGGAGGAGGAGGAGGGAGAAGUAACUGCGGCGGCUGCGCCUCCGGAGGAUCGGGCGUCUUCUCCCCCUUCACCCCCCAUCUCUUCCCAAACCUCCCUCCCCGCCGCCUCCCCCUCCCGUCCCUUUCCCUCCUCCCUCGCGGACUGGAGCUUGGGGCAGGGAUGAGUCUGUCCCUCUGGACCGUCCCCUGCUCCCCUGGCUGCCCAGUAGCGUUGCGCGUGGAAAAGCCACUUUCCCCGCCCGCCGAGAUGGGCUCGAGUGCGGGCUGCAGAGGACGCGUCCUCGGGUGGCGGCAGCAGCAGCAACAGCCGCAGCGCCGCGGUCUCUGCGAUUGAGCUGGUAUUUGGGCGGCUGGUGGCGGCGGGGACGGUUGGAGGGUGGGAGGAGGCGGAGGAGGAGGAGAAGGAGGAGGGAGAACCCCGUGCAACGUUGGGACUUGGCAGCCCGCCUCCCCCUGCCCAAGGAUAUUUAAUUUGCCUCGGGAAUCGCUACUUCCAGAGGGGAACUCGAGAGGGAAGGCGCGCGCGCCUGAAGGGCCAAGCUGGGACUCCUCGGUCGCUGCUGCCUCCCUGCACCGGACUCGAUCAGGGGCGGCGAGGGAUGCAUCUUAGCUUCUUCUGGGCUGCGGAGACUCGGGGGAGACUUGGUCCUCAGAAGACUGCGGCUGCACUCACCCUAGACACACUGCCUUCCCCUCCGGGCAUGAAACGCCCUUAAACUCGGGUCCGGCAAUCUUCCUUGGCGCAACUACCUCGCCCUUCGGCUGCCCUUUUUCAGCGCCGGGAACAGCGACGAUUUCGGAAUCAGGGUUUCUGCUUCCUUCAGCCCCGGAGUGCAUGUGCGGGGCCGCAUCGCGAAUACUCCCCCCACCCAGUUUUUCGGCACCUCCCUCGGCUCCGCAGCAGUAUGGCGAGCCCUCCAGAUACCGAUGGCUUCUCGGACGUGCGCAAGGUGGGUUACCUGCGCAAACCCAAGAGUAUGCACAAGCGCUUUUUCGUGCUGCGAGCAGCCAGCGAGACCGGGGGCCCGGCACGCCUGGAGUACUAUGAGAACGAGAAGAAGUGGCGGCAUAAGUCGAGCGCCCCCAAACGCUCGAUCCCCCUCGAGAGCUGUUUCAACAUCAACAAGCGGGCUGACUCCAAGAACAAGCACCUGGUGGCUCUCUACACCCGAGACGAACACUUUGCCAUUGCGGCAGAUAGCGAGGCUGAGCAAGACAGCUGGUACCAGGCGCUUCUGCAGCUGCAUAAUCGAGCAAAGGCCCACCAUGACGGGGCUGGAGGUGGAGGCUGCGGUGGUAGUUGCAGCGGCAGCUCUGGCGUUGGAGAAGCAGGGGAGGACUUGAGCUAUGACACUGGACCAGGACCCGCGUUCAAGGAGGUCUGGCAGGUUAUCCUGAAACCCAAGGGCCUGGGCCAGACAAAGAACCUGAUUGGCAUCUAUCGUCUCUGCCUGACCAGCAAGACCAUCAGCUUUGUGAAGCUGAACUCCGAGGCAGCGGCUGUGGUGCUGCAGCUAAUGAACAUCAGACGCUGUGGCCACUCAGAGAACUUCUUCUUCAUUGAGGUGGGGCGUUCCGCCGUGACGGGGCCCGGCGAGUUCUGGAUGCAAGUGGAUGACUCCGUGGUAGCCCAGAACAUGCACGAGACCAUCCUAGAGGCCAUGCGGGCCAUGAGCGACGAGUUUCGCCCGCGCAGCAAAAGCCAGUCCUCAUCCAGUUGCUCCAACCCCAUCAGUGUUCCCCUUCGCAGGCACCAUCUCAACAAUCCUCCACCCAGCCAGGUGGGCCUGACUCGCCGAUCUCGCACCGAGAGCAUCACUGCAACCUCCCCUGCCAGCAUGGUGGGUGGGAAACCAGGUUCCUUCCGGGUGCGCGCCUCUAGCGAUGGCGAAGGCACCAUGUCCCGUCCAGCAUCAGUGGAUGGCAGUCCUGUGAGCCCUAGCACCAACAGGACCCACACCCAUCGGCAUCGAGGAAGCUCCAGGCUUCACCCUCCACUCAACCACAGCCGCUCCAUCCCUAUGCCUUCUUCCCGCUGCUCGCCUUCAGCCACCAGCCCAGUCAGUUUGUCAUCCAGUAGCACUAGUGGCCAUGGCUCCACCUCAGACUGUCUCUUCCCGAGGCGCUCCAGUGCUUCGGUGUCCGGUUCUCCUAGUGAUGGCGGUUUCAUCUCUUCUGAUGAGUAUGGUUCUAGUCCGUGCGAUUUCCGAAGUUCCUUCCGCAGCGUCACCCCAGAUUCCCUGGGUCACACCCCACCAGCCAGGGGUGAGGAAGAGCUGAGCAACUACAUCUGCAUGGGUGGCAAGGGAGCCUCCACCUUGACUGCCCCCAAUGGACAUUACAUUUUGUCUAGGGGUGGUAAUGGCCAUCGCUACCUCCCAGGUGCUAACUUGGGGACAAGCCCGGCAUUGACUGGGGAUGAAGCCACCAGCGCAGCAGAUCUGGAUAACCGGUUUCGGAAGAGAACUCACUCCGCAGGCACGUCCCCUACCAUCUCCCAUCAGAAGACCCCCUCACAGUCUUCUGUGGCUUCUAUUGAGGAGUAUACGGAGAUGAUGCCCGCUGCAUACCCACCAGGAGGUGGCAGUGGAGGCCGACUGCCCAGCUACCGGCAUUCCGCCUUCGUGCCCACCCACUCCUAUCCCGAAGAGGGUCUAGAGAUGCACCCCUUGGAGCGUCGCGGGGGCCACCACCGUCCGGACACUUCUACCCUGCACACCGAUGACGGCUACAUGCCCAUGUCUCCAGGGGUGGCUCCAGUGCCCAGCAACCGUAAAGGAAAUGGGGACUAUAUGCCCAUGAGCCCCAAAAGUGUAUCCGCCCCACAGCAGAUCAUUAACCCCAUCCGACGCCACCCUCAGAGAGUGGACCCCAACGGCUACAUGAUGAUGUCUCCCAGUGGCAGUUGCUCCCCUGACAUUGGUGGUGGCUCCAGCAGCAGCAGCAGUGCCGCCCCGUCUGGGAGCAGCUAUGGGAAGCCGUGGACAAAUGGAGUAGCGGGGCACCAUCCUCAUGCCCUGCCUCAUUCCAAAGCCCCUGCUGAGAGUGGUGGCGGUAAGCUCUUGCCUUGCACAGGCGACUAUAUGAACAUGUCACCCGUGGGAGACUCCAACACCAGCAGCCCCUCGGAAUGCUACUACGGUCCCGACAAUCCCCAGCACAAACCAGUCCUCUCCUACUACUCAUUGCCAAGGUCUUUUAAGCACACCCAGCGCCCUGGGGAGCCAGAGGAGGGUGCCAGGCACCAGCAUCUUCGUCUCUCUUCUAGCUCUGGACGCCUUCUCUACGCUGCAACUGCGGAAGAUUCUUCCUCUUCUACCAGCAGUGACAGCUUAGGUGGGGGUUACUGUGGGGCUAGGCCAGAGUCUGGCCUCACAUAUCCCCACCACCAUGUCUUGCAACCCCAUCUGCCUCGAAAGGUAGACACAGCUGCACAGACCAACAACCGCCUGGCCCGGCCUACAAGGCUGUCCUUGGGAGAUCCCAAGGCAAGCACCUUACCGCGGGUUCGGGAGCAGCCGCCGCCGCAGCAGCCUUCGCUACACCCUCCUGAGCCCAAGAGCCCAGGGGAAUAUGUGAAUAUUGAAUUCGGGAGUGGCCAGCCUGGCUAUUUAGCUGGCCCCGCGACUUCCCAUAGCUCUCCUUCAGUUCGGUGUCCACCCCAGCUCCACCCAGCUCCCAGAGAAGAGACUGGCUCGGAAGAGUACAUGAACAUGGACUUGGGGCCAGGCCGGAGGGCAGCCUGGCAGGAGAGUGGUGGCAUUGAGUUGGGCAGAGUAGGCCCUGCACCUCCAGGGGCUGCUAACAUUUGCAGGCCAACCCGGUCAGUGCCAAGUAGUCGUGGUGACUACAUGACCAUGCAGAUAGGUUGUCCUCGUCAAAGCUAUGUGGAUACCUCACCAGUGGCUCCAGUCAGCUAUGCUGAUAUGCGGACAGGCCUUGCUGCGGAGAAGGUGAGCCUGCCCAGAGCCGCAGGGGCUGCUCCAUCUUCGUCCUCAACAGCUUCUGCUUCUCCUGCUGCACCUCAAGGAGCAGCUGAGCAGGCUGCUCACUCUUCCCUGCUGGGAGGCCCUCAGGGACCUGGGGGCGGGAGUGCAUUCACCAGAGUGAAUCUCAGUCCCAAUCAUAACCAGAGUGCCAAAGUGAUUCGUGCAGACACUCAAGGCUGCCGGAGGAGACAUAGCUCCGAGACCUUCUCAGCACCAACUCGGGCUGGUAACACAGUGUCCUUUGGAGCAGGGGCUGCAGGAGCGGGCAGUGGUGGCGGUGGCGGCAGUAGCAGCGAGGAUGUAAAACGCCACAGCUCUGCAUCUUUUGAGAAUGUGUGGCUGAGACCUGGGGAUCUAGGGGGAGCCUCCAAGGAAACAGCUCAAGCGUGUGGAGCUGCUGGGGGUUUGGAGAAUAGUCUUAACUACAUAGACCUGGAUUUGGCCAAGGACGUGAAACAGCGUCCUCAGGAGUGCCCUUCUCAACAGCAGCCCCUACCACCCCCUCCCUCUCACCAGCCCUCAGGCAGCAAUGAGGGCAGCUCCCCCAGACGCUCCAGUGAGGAUUUAAGCACCUAUGCCAGCAUCAGCUUCCAGAAGCAGCCAGAGGACCGUCAGUAGCUCAACUGGACAUCACAACAGAACGAAGACCUAAAUGACCUCAGAAAAUCCUCCUUUAACUCAUGGGUACCCAGACUCAAACUAUUUCACAACUCACAAACAGGACCUCACGUCUUCCUCUGCCGUAGAUGGUACGAUGCAUCCAUUACAGUUUGUUUACUCUGUACAAUCCUCAGGAGUUCAUUGACUGAACUGCACGUUCAAUAUUGUGCCAAGCAAAAAGCAAGCACUGUGACCCCGGGACAAUGAGUCUGCGUAAACUUCAUCUUGAACCUUAAGGACUUCGCUGGCCACAGUGAGCUGGUGAGCCUAUCACCAUGCCGUAAGAGAAUGAAUGGGUUUAUUCUCGUCGCGUCUACAAGCGUCUGUUUCAUCCAUCUACUCUGAAACCGUGUGCCAUGAAGCGCCACUGUAAAUUAUUUCAUACGGAACUGUUCACGUUGGGUGGAGAGAGUAUUAAAUAUUUAACAUAGGUUUUGAUUUAUAUGUGUCAUUUUUUAAUGAAAAUGUAACUUUCCUUACCGCACAUCUUUUUUUGGAUGUGGAACUGAGGUAUUUGAUGUUCUGUUGUAAAGAGUGGAGCAAAUGCUUAAAACGAGGCGAAGAAGAGUAGUCUAGGGUAUGAUCCUUGUUUUGAGAUUCUAAUUCAGAAGAAUAAUAUAAUAAGAAUCAUAGUGCCAUAGAAAGUUCUGUACUAUAUAGUUAUACUCGCUGAUACUGUCUCCUGUAAUAUAAACUUGAUGUUGAGCUGAGUUCCUUUUAAAAAUUCAUUCUAGUUUUGGUUUUUGGUUUUUGGGUUUUUUUUGGCUUUUUUUCCAAACAGAAGGAGGAUGUAUUCUACUGGGGUGCUUUCAGUUGUCAGCUUAGAGUUGGUAACUGAAUGGAAGCAAAUUUGCAAGAAAAGAAAACCACAGACUUUCAUUGUAUAUACUGUAGAGAGGAGGCAUGAGCGAUCCCUUCAAGUCAAAAGCUCUCUUUGGAAUGAAGAAUGUGGGUGUUUAUAAAUUCUGGAAAUGUCUUUCUGUUCAUAAUAAACUAGACACUGUUGAUCUCCCCUUCCCCACCUCUAUAAGCUUCUCGCUCCCACCCCCCUCUUUCUGUGUACACAUCAUGUUUCAUUUCAUACAUUGUCUUGAAAAGGCUGUUAGGAGAAGUGUGUUCUUGCUAACUGGAAAUUAAAAUUCCAGAUUCUUCCUUCCUUCUGCCCUCCCUCCCCCCUCCCCUUCCUUCCUUCCUUCCUUCCUUCCUUCCUUCCUUCCUUCCUUCCUUCCUUCCUUCCUUCCUUCCUUCCAGGGCUCCAUGUCAUGUUCCCUAAGACACCUAUCUCUUGUGUUCUGAGAGCUUCCAGUGUUGUGUGUGUUUUAGAUGAAUGCAGUUGGCCCAUUUGCCCUGGUGUUUGCUGGCCUUUUAGCGGUUAUCUAAUAAACGUGGUUUACAGAGAGCACAGAAAAACAUAGUGACCUGCCACUGAGGCAUCUAGCCAGCAGUGAACAUGUUAAUCCUUUCCUUGUUUGGAAAGUCCACGUGUCUUGGAAUUUUUCAUGUAUUAAGUAGCAAUGGCAAUGAAUAUACCUGAAGAUGUUUCCUCCAGAAUUGUAAAUUAUUGCCAUAAAACUUCUGAAAAGUAUAGCGAAUUGAUGCAGUGCCGGGCUCCCUCUGAGUCCCUAGGAAGGCAACCCUGCUCGGAGGAGGAGCAACUCUCUGCCUCUGGGAAGGAAUGAGCUGCCUGGGUGGGGCUGCAAGGAAGAGCUAGGGCAAAGGCACUGAUUAGGGACCCCUUGCUCUAUUUAGAGGGAUAAACUGACCCCCGACUGCUGAGGCCAGUGUUAGCACUCAGCCAGAAGACACGUACCUCACAAACUGUUGUACAAUGUUCAUUGUUGCAGAUUGUAAUCAUUUGCAUGCUCAUCAGUUUCUAAGGUAAAUAGGUCUCUAGUCAUAAGUAUACAUUGUUUUCAAGGAACUCUGCCGAGUGACAUCAUUUGCUGUCAGUAGAAAACUCCACUGGCUUUGAAAAAUCUGAUGUGAAAGUUGUUUUUUUUUAUUUUUUGUUUUUUCUUUUUGUUUUUACAAAUGUGUAAGCAAAGACUCUCAUUGUCAAAGUAACUUUUCAUUCUUUAAGUAUUCUGACUCAAAUGCUUGCUAAUGUAAGAAGAAAGCAAGCUGCUUGCUCCCCACCCCACCCCCCAGGACCUGAGUAAUGGAAGGGAGAGCAGUGAACAAAGUCAGCCCCAACUGUUUGCCUAGAAAGCCGGCUGUGAUAGCUCACGGAGCCCAGGCUUCAGAUAUCUGUGACUAUCAUGCUUCUGUAUGUGGGGUUAUUGACAUUUGGGGUGACAGUGGAAAAGAAGAGCCUGGACAGGUAUCUCCUAGUUUCUUGCUUUUUAUGGAGUCAAUAUUGCAAAGGUGGACAUUCUUCCUUCAGCUUCCUCUAGAGUCACCUGAGCUGGGUGGGAUGAAAGCUUCCAAUCAAACAUAGCUGACCUGGAACUGGAAGUUGCUGGUACCCAGGCUGAAUUCCCAUGCUCUGGCUCUUUGAAGGGUUUACUUUAAAACAUAUCGGCUGCUAAGUUCUUGUGUUCAAUUCCUGUUGAAGGGAGUUGGCUUUUAUCUCUUUCCAAGUAUUUGCAGGCCAACCAGGGGCUUACAUUAAUGGGGCUUCUAGAGGCCCCUGGCUAAUGUGGAAGUUAGUGGCUUUUUCUUUACGAGACCAAACUUUCACAGCAUUCUUUCUUAGAGACGUGUUAAGACAGAGUUUUAAAAUUCUCCUUUGUGAAAAGAACAAGUAUAUUCCCUGGCUCUGAUGUUACCUGUGUUUUGGGGCAAAAGCUUAGCUCUAGAACCAGCUGGAAAUGAGGGGAUUCCAUUAAUGAUCAACCACCUGGGUCAAUAAUGACAAAUCAGUACUGCUGCUAUGUGUAUGACUAUUUCUUGCUAACUUUCAAAGGUCAGGGCCACUCUCGACUAAUCUAGCGACUACAAAAGUGGAUCUACUCAAGAACCAUCUAGCCAGAAGUAGAGAAUUUUAACCUGUCUUCCCUGGGCUUUUGUCUUCUGUCUUUUAUAUGUGAGACAAAGUGUUAAGAAACAAUUUUGCUGUACUGUAGGAAACAGUAUUUUUAAUUCAAUGGUACAUCCUGAAUGCAAUAUACCAUGUAGUUGGGAACACCUUUCAAACAGGCGACUCAAAGAUAGGGAAAGGCUGCUCACCACCACACGAAGACAGCAAGGGCCAUGAGGGAGAGUACAGCCAUGAGGUGCUGUGGCUGUUGGUGAUACCGAUCCCAAAUUUACCUCAUGAUGCCUUGGCUGGGAUCUGUACUUAAGGAGGUCUAGGAAGAUGCCAGGCAUUCACACCCACUCUGGAGAGAAGGGGCUUUUAGGGAAGGUCUGUGGAAGACAAUUGGGGAAAGCAAAUAAGAAAUGGUUUCUUUGCAGUGACAAGACAGGAGGGUUAGUGCUGCCAAGACAGUGUGCAUGUUAGUGGGAGGUGACGCAACACUCAUGUGUACGGGCUGCUUCUGAGAAACUUGUAGGAAGCAGGCUGUGAGCAGGCCCAACGUUGGCAGUACUAACGGAAGGACUUCCAGGCUAAACCAUGAGCUUAACUAUGGAGAGCAGAGACAACCUUCCUUGUAGUUAGGAGAACUGAGGGUUAAACACUGGGCCUGCUCGUCCCUGAGCCAAGCCUAAGAAGGUCCCAGUGGAGCUCUGUUCAUCAGUUCCCCUUACACGCCUGUAGAAAGUUUGGCUCAGAUGACGUGCUGGGUAUCUGUCACUCACUACUCACGAUUAGGGCACCAAAUAGAUGUUGGAAGAAGACUGAAAGGUGCUGGAGGUGUUUGGCCCUACUCUUAAUUAGGAGCCUAUAAGUAGUAAAUAUGAUUUUUAAAUGUAUGACUUGGGUAAGGUGUUAUCUCCCUUCCCUAGCUUAUCAAUGACUUGGCAUUUGCGAUGUCUGCACCAAGAGAUGGGUGUGCUGUCCCUUUGCCAUUCACCCACUGUUUAAACCUCUCUUUGUUCAUGCCGUCUUUCCAGUGUUAGCCAUUAUGCCAUAUCAUAGAACAAAUUCACUACCCCGGAAAAUGUGUCUGUUUGCAUAUCCAUUUGUAGUGCUAGCGUUUUUUUUUUUUAAAAUUCAUUUUAGAACUUUGCCACUGGCCUAAGAAUAGAGUUUCCAGAAGAAUCUUUCUUGUGUAGUUACUUUCCUUAUACCUCUUGGCUACAGGGUGGGCCAAACAAAUGCCAUCUAGCUUUCCAUUUACUGUGUGUGGUUUGGUUUAUCAUCCGAAGAUGGUGGUGCUACUGAUGGUGCUACUUCCUCUGUGUACAAAAGACCGACACAUGGUCUCUGUUGCUACCAAAACAUUGACUGUAUAUAUGUGGAUACCGUAUUAUGUAUAUAUGUAAUGGGUACCAGGCCAGGUUUAUAUUUUUUUUCUUUAGCAGUGUUUCACUUUUCCAAGCUUUCUUUAUAGUGUUAUGCUUGUGUUCAAUUCUUUUUACCCCCAAUUCUGUCUGGUACUUAGAAUUGUAGUGUCUUCAUCGUUAAUUAAAGAAAACUGUCUAAAUGAA